Giardia duodenalis is the source of this 2325-nucleotide messenger RNA. RefSeq lists its product as uncharacterized. The record is from RefSeq and is a predicted model, not a curated record. Bases 1 to 2325 code for a protein of 774 amino acids. Gene Ontology annotation, cellular component: plasma membrane. Lineage: Eukaryota; Fornicata; Diplomonadida; Hexamitidae. The transcript has a single exon.
AUGAGACUGCACUUGCUAUUGUACGCCUUUAUAUCCAUGAUCUUGGCAUCUAUUACAUACGGUAGCUCAGACAUGACAGUGGACGGACCAGUUAUGGCUCUAGCAAGUUUCAACGACAAGAGACUGAUAGAUUUGGUUUCUCUAACUUCUGAUCGUAAGUGUAUUACUAUUCAAACUAAUAAGGGCCCGGUACGUUUACCAAGCGGCCGACCAGCCAAUUCAGACGUUACUCUCAGCUCUGAGGGUUAUCCGUCUAUUUGUCCACGCGAUAAUGAUGAUUCUGUGACACAGAAUCUUAUCAUUAUCCAAAUAAAGGUGUUAGACUUUAGCAGGAAUGGACGCAUGGAUCUGCUGGUAUCCUUAGCUCCUGAUAGUUAUAAAAUUGACCGUAACAACAAACAGGUGGUCAACCUUCUGUAUCUUCAGGUCGGCGAAGAGAAAAGCAAGUACUCACUAAACACCCUUCCCACUCUUUUCCCAGAAAAUACUAUAGACUUUUAUAAGCCCAUCAGAUUGAUCAAUACAGCAGAACCGCCAGUCCCUCUCAUGAUAAACGACAAUGUGUAUGCACCAGACUUGGUCUAUGCAGAGAAUAACACAACACUGAAGGUACUCAUCAAUCAGCUGGCAGACUAUACAAUAGGAGACGAUGGUAAUAUUUCACUAUACCGCUGUCUAAAUGAUGCUAAGGUGGCUUCCGAUUGUUUUAGAGAUGCAGUACUAUAUGAUGAAAGCAUGUCAACGAUACAGGGUGCUGAGGUUUCUAUCCCACUGGACAUAUCGCAAGUUGACCUCAGUGGAAACUGCAAGCCUGAGCUUGCACUGAAAAUGGAUGUUAAGUGCCACGACAUAAGUCAAGAUGCCGUCUUUAUUGAUCAGAUAAGUAGACUUUCAAAGGUUUCUUCGGCUGUGCUCAAGCAACACCUCCCCUAUGGACAGACUGACGUUUGCUCUGUUGUGCAGGUCUUCACUCUUAAUUACUCCAGCACAUCUCCCGUUACCCUCUAUACACCAAGCCCUGAGCAUUCUAUCUUUCUCGGAGUAGGCGUUGGCAUGCUCACCUUUGUCGACAUAAACAAUAAUGCAGCGAUAGAUAUUGUCUUCACCAUCUGUCGAGGACGUGAGACAUCUGAAUGCCUUUUAGAGAAUAGCAUUCACAUCCUGCACAAUAAGCAAAUGUAUGUUUGUGCGUCUUCCUCGAGCACACAAGGUCUUUGUCGCGGGAAAACAGACAUGUGUUUGGAUGACCCCAACUAUGCCUUUAAUAGCCGUGAGAUGGACAUUAUCAUAUAUCCCAUAGCUAAUAUUAAAGAGCCGGACACCGAAGAAAUAAUCUCCUUAACUGCAAACACUAUGGCCAGCCAGUUCAAUGUUCCUCGUGUAGUGGCUAUAGACUACCGACUCCAACGCAAGCUAUCGCUCAUUGUUCCAGUGAAGGCAAACAACGAAAACACACUCCUUAUCUUAGAUCUAGAGCCAUGCAGUGGAAGUACUAGUAAAAUGAUGGACGCAUGGGAAAAUAAGCGCUAUGAUGAGCUUCUGCAGCUACAUCAGAGCGCACUCAGAGAGACUGAGCAUUGUCCAGAUUACCUUCAGAUAAGUUCUAUUGCAGACUACCGCGUUUACCCCUCCUAUGUCGAUACUAAUCUUCUCAACAUAGAGAACACUAAGGGCGCCUACCUCGGUAACUUUGUUGAUUUUGUUGGAAAUGGCCAUGCUAACCUGGUUGUCAACAUUCCUAGUACAUCGGUUUUCCUCCAGAUUUCUCUGCCUCAGCAGAUCACUGGCUUCUUUCUCAAAGUCAAGGGCUUGAAUGAUCUUUGCUUUGACUCUUGCAAGUCAGCAAAUCCUAAAUGGAAGAAAUGUUAUUACACAACUGCGGUACCUGGAGUUAGCUUCAAGUAUGUUACUAGCGAUACUUCUGCUGUUCCAGCUGCGGGGGCAGGAUCGCAGUUCUGCACUAUCGCGGCUAACCCGCUUAUGCUCCCGCAUAUGUUCUGGGGCAUUAGCGACGUUGCCCAGUACAUCGACGUCCUCUUUGCCGGGAACAUUUAUUCAGGCAACGACAACUAUAUGUACUGGAGCGGAAUUGUCCCCAAUUCUUAUGUAACCAUAUCGCAGUAUCCUCCGAGCGCCGCGUCUCGGUGGGUUCUCAACUCGUUUCUCCCUGAUGUCAGAGGAACCGAAUCGUUUGUCAUUGUCUUCGCCCUGGGAACCUUCCUCAUCCUCCUCCUCGUCACAAUCAGUCUCCACUGCUGCGAGCUGAAGCGCGACAAGCAGCUAGAAAGACAGUACUCCCACAGCCUCUACCGAUCAGAGCUUUAG